AUGUCUUCUAAGAUGUCUAAAGCUCUUUUGAAAGAAGCAAGAGAAGCAAUUAAAAAUAAAGAUUACAAAACCUCAUUGAAACUAUGUAAGAAUAUACUACGUACUGAAAAAGAGAAUUAUGUGGCGUUGGUAUUACUUGGUGUAUCCCUUCAAGAAGUUGGACCUAAAGACCAAGCACCAUUUGCAUUUCGCAAAGCAGCACAAUUAAGUCCAACUCAACCAUUGGCAUGGCAAGGUUUGGCAAAUUAUUAUGAAAAAGAAACGGGUGAAAGUAACAAAGAUUUAAUCGAAGUGUAUAGACAACUGUUAAUAAUUGAAACCGAUUUGAAAAAAUAUGCUGAAUUUUGUGAUAAACUUGUAACAGUGACUUUACAACAUCAAAAUGAAGUUGAAAAUGUUGUUAAAUUUUUACAUGAAGAAACAUUAAAAGAAGAGUCUUCACCAGAAAAAUGUAAUAUUAUUUGGGAACAUGUUGCCUUAUUACUAACUCAGCUAACAAAUGUUCCAACAAGUUUAAAUACUAUUUAUGAAAAUGCCUUAUCAUCUGUCGUUAAAUGUAAAUCAACGGUAACUAUAGAUUAUUAUAAACGAUAUUUGAAACUCCUAUAUAAAAAUAAAGCAUUUAAUCGACUCAUAACCGAAGCAAUUGCGAUGAAUUCAGUGUAUUCAUCAGAAGUUUAUCCAUUAGAAUGGAUAUGCAAAGUGUACACAGAAUUAAUAAUUGAAAAUAAUGAUUUGGAAAUAAAUAAUGAACAAAUUAUAAUUUAUAUUGCAAAAUUAUUAGAACUUAAUAAAGAAUCCACAAUGGCGUUAUUAGCUAAAGCUGUUUUAUUAUAUGGUGAAGAAAAGUAUUCAGAAUGUCGUGAAGUUUUAAAUACGCUUACUUCGAUACGUGGAUCAAUGCAUUCAUGGAUAUUAAUGGCAAAAUGUAAUUAUAAAUUAUAUUGCUUUAAUGAAGUGGAAGAAGCAGCUGAAAAAGCACUUCAACUUAUUUCAAAUUUAAAUAAUUCGAAUUCAAAUUUAUUGAAAUUAUGUAAAACUUUAUUGUGUGAAGCACUUAGUCGGCAGUGUCUUAAUGUUGAAAAAUUAGAAAAUGCUGUGAAAAUAUGUCAGGAAAUUCUUCAAGAUUCUGAACCAGAUUUUACUGUAUUAAUAUCGUAUGCUCGUGCAUUAAUGCUUUUAAAUCGAUAUGAAGAAGCUGAAAAACAAUUGAAAAUUAUUAAAUCAUCUCAUGAAAAUCAUCCAGAUGUGUAUUUGAUUGAAUCGAUAAAAUUGAAACAAGAAAAUAAACUAGAUGAAGUUUUAAAAUUGCUACAAAGUUAUGAAAAACGAGAUAACGCAGAAAUCCUUUUGGAAAUCGGCGAUAUUCAUUGGAUUAGAAAAAAUUAUAAAGAAAGUUUAAUGUCAUAUUUAGAGGCUGCAAAACUUGACCCCAAUCGUUAUUUAUGUUUUGUAAAAUUGGGUAAUUACUAUUUAGAAAUAAAUGAUAAGGAUAAAGCACGGCGUUGUUAUCAAAAAGCAUUUAAAACCAAUCCAAAAUGUGAUGUAGCUGGUAUUGGACUGAGCAACAUUUAUAGGGAGCAAAAAAAUUGGGUCGAAAAUCAACUAUUAUUAGAAAGCGUAACUGUUAAAGGAUUGGAUAAGCGAUGUAAAUGGGCUUGGAUUCAAUUAGGGGUACAUUAUUUGGAGCAAGGAAAUUAUAAUGAGGCCAUUAAUAAACUUCGCAGUGUUAUUCGAUUAGAUCCCAAAGACAGCCAUGCUUGGGAAGCCUUAGGUGAUGCAUAUCUAGCACGUGGUGCCUAUACAGCUGCUAUGAAAUCAUUUCAAAGAGCUGCUGAGUUAAACACGGAUUCCUUAUAUCCAUUAUUGCAAAGUGCUUCAAUUAAACAUUUAAUUGGUCAAUAUACAAAUUCUAAGGAACAAUAUCAAUUAAUUUUAAGAAAUAAUGCAAAUUAUGUGCCAGCAUUGAAAGGAUUAGCAGAAACCUGUUUAUCAAUGGCUAAAUCAAAAUAUCAUGAUCAGUUAAUUGGAUGUGCAAGGGACAAUAUUCAACUUGGAAUCGAUAGUGUUACAUUAGCUUUAAAACAACGAACAGAUUUAUCAUGCUUGUGGAAAAUCUUGGCAGAUUGCUGUCAUUUUGCUGCCAAAUUACCGGAGAAAUAUUGUUAUGUUUAUGUGAUUUCAUCUUUGAUUACCACUGAUUCGAAAAAUAAUCUUGCUAUUAUUCAUCGUAUGGAAUUAUUCGAUCUAGCUACAAGAUCAUAUUGCAAAGCAUUAAAUUUAUCAAAUUCUCAUGCCUUAAUAUGGCAUGACAUAUCAUCAAACUAUUUCACAAAAUCGAAAUAUAUUGAGGAUAAAACAGAAAAAAAGAAAUUACAAGAACGUGCCUUAAUUGCAUCGAAACAUUGUGUUACAUCGAAACAACAACUAUGGCAACAUUGGAAUCUUUUAGGGAUAGUUGCCGUUGAAUUGAAACAAUUAAAAUUAGCACAACAUGCAUUCAUUAAAUGUAUUUUAUUAGACAAGAAUAAUGCUGCCGCUUGGACCAAUUUAGGAACUUUAUAUUUAAUGUUAGGUGACUUAAAGUUAGCAAAUGAAGCAUUUACUAACGCCCAAAGAUCUGAUCCUGGUUAUGUACAAAGUUGGAUUGGACAGGCUUUAAUAGCAGAAUCACUUGGACAUGAAGAUGCCAUGGAUUUAUUCAGACAUUGUGCACAAAUUGGGCCUGAACAUGCUCAAGGUGGAUUAGGCUAUGCACAUUGGGUUUGUUCAACUUUAAUAUCGGUUGGACCACGAGCUAAUGAAUUAUACAGCAUAAAAAAUAUGCAUGCAAUACCAGUAGCAACCGAUGUGAUAGAAUGGUACACAGAAAAAUAUCCUGAAAAUGCAUGCGCUUGGAAUAUGUUGGGUGUAUUGAAAGAACGUCAAAAAUUACAUCAAAGUGCCGAAUAUGCAUACAAAAAAUCAUUAGAAUAUAUCGAUUCAGAUCAUAAAGACAUGGUUUUAACUAAUUUAGGUCAAGUUUUAGUAAAGCUUGGUAAAUAUACAGAGGCGAUUGAUUAUUAUAAGCAAGUGUCCGAAGCUAGUUUCUUAUCUGGCGUUGGAUUAGCAUUGGCGUAUUUCAAAGCUGAAAUGCAUGAAGAGUCUUAUGAGACAUAUGAAAGUGCUUUGGAAUGGUUGGCUCCUGAUGAUAAUAAUAAGUCUCAUGUUUUGGUUGCAAUGUCUACAAUGGCAUACAUGUUUCAAGGGCCUGACGAUGCAAAGACAUUACUUUUUCAAUGUAUUGAAUUGGACCCGCCAUCAAUUCCUGGUUUAUUUGCAGCUUGUGCUUUAGGAUUAUUACAUGGUGAUAUUAAAUUAGCACAUUUAGUUUUAAAAGAAUUGAAUGCUUAUAUCAAUGAUGCUGAUUACUUAAGUGAUAUUGCUGAUUUAUGGACAUUUAAUUAUAUUAUACAAGAUGAACCUACCAAAGCAAAGAGUUAUCUAUGUCAUGAUGUACAUAAACAUCCCAAAGAAGCCAAUUUAUGGCUAUCAUUAUCAAGAUUAUUGUUACGAUUAGAUCAAUCUACAGAUGCUGCAUCAAGAUGUGCUAUGGCUGCAAUUUCACUUGGUCGAUCAAUAAUUGACAUUUCAAAAAUUCUAUGCCUCGUAAGUUUAGCUGAAAUGCUAAAUGGAAACUUCACUAAAGCUUUACGUAUAGCACAAAAAGCCGUUCAUAGUUAUCCAACUGUUUCGGAAGGUUGGAUGUUACUAAUAUCAUCAUUUUUACCGACAUGUGAGAAAACCAGAAGUUACACCAAAACCGAAUGGUUGCGUCUUGUGAUCAACUAUGUACGAAGGAGAACUACCACAAGUAGACAAAUGACUCAGUGGUUAAGUAAUCAUGAACGAAAAGUAACGCUUAUGGCAGAUGAAUAUAAAGUUUAAAUUACGUUAUAUUA
Messenger RNA from Chrysoperla carnea, 3941 nucleotides. Its product is annotated as tetratricopeptide repeat protein 37. Gene Ontology annotation, cellular component: Ski complex. Bases 1 to 3927 code for a protein of 1308 amino acids. Lineage: Eukaryota; Metazoa; Arthropoda; Insecta; Neuroptera; Chrysopidae. The record is from RefSeq and is a predicted model, not a curated record. The transcript is spliced from 18 exons. Gene Ontology annotation, molecular function: protein binding.